Molecule: messenger RNA, 3348 nt
Organism: Spizellomyces punctatus DAOM BR117
Lineage: Eukaryota; Fungi; Chytridiomycota; Chytridiomycetes; Spizellomycetales; Spizellomycetaceae
Exons: 2
Coding region: 1-3348 (1115 amino acids)
Biological process (GO): proteolysis
Molecular function (GO): aspartic-type endopeptidase activity
Source: RefSeq, a predicted model, not a curated record
AUGCCGGUCGAACGCUCACCAACGCGAGGCCGCUCACCUGUGAUCCAGACUCGUAGUCAGGGUCCUGCGGAGGACGUCGAAGUCCCUCCCGCAACACGCCCAAGGCGUUCAGGGACCACUUCCGUCGAACCGGAAGCCCCUAACUUGGCCACGAUGGCCUCUGAAGUGGCAGCGUUAAAAGAAGACAUUGCCCGCUCGACUGCUGCAACGCAGUUGGCAACUCAAAACCUUACGGAACAGCUUCAUAGGCUUUCCGAACGUCAGACAGCGGCGGAUGAGCGCCUCGCACGAGCCUUAGAAGCCCUAGCGCAUCGCCCGCUGCCUGAACAACCUCCCAUAGCACGAGCUACAAGAGAACGGUCCGCAACCCCGUGGGAAACGGCGGACACACCAAGGGAGCGUACCGAACCAAGUUUUUCAGGUGCGGUGCCUCCAAUCCAAGUGCCAGCGGCCCCGUGGGCCAGCGACACCAAGGUCGAUUCCUUGAAAGCAAAGGACGUACCCGAGUUUACGGGCAGAAGAAACCAAGACGUUGAAGAAUGGCUUAACAAAGUCCAACUUCUUCAAAACGUUAGCGCAACGUCGGAUGCCAGGAUGGUACAGCUCCUACCAGCCAUGAUAGCCGAGAAAACCCCUGCUGACGCUUGGUUUUACACUCUGGAAGCCCAGGAAACUCGCUCAUGGACCUGGAAAAGGUGGAAAGAGGAACUGCUUCGAGAGUUCCGAGAUCCCCUAACCGAGUCCAAGCGCAAAACCGAAUAUGUGCGCUGCCAUGCGAACCCCAAAGAAUUUCGCAGCUUUCUCGCGUUCAUCGACCACAAAACUCAUCUCCGGCGCCUCGCUUAUGGCGACCGGGCAAACAUAGAAUGUCCCGCUGACCAGCAUUUCGACCUAAUAGUCGAACAAUUGCCCAGCGACAUCCAAAUCAUGGUCAAAUCCUGUAACGUCACGAACCUGACCAAAUUAAAAGACUUCCUGCGCCUUUAUUUCGGCUCUGAUGACACCAGAAAACGAGACCCUUGCUACAGCGGUGCUGCAGAAGCUCAGAAGAAGUCACAAAAGACCGGAACCGACAAAGGCCCUAAGCAGACGGCUCCGCAUAAAACCGGAAACCCCGAAAAGGGUCGCGAUGGUCCUCAGAAGAUGGUUCCGGACCCCAACAAGGAACCACCGGCACCCUGCAAAUUCUGUCAGAAAAAGCAUUGGAAUGUUUUCUGCUGGCAGAACCCGAACCGAAAAGAUCCUGAAGAUGGAAAGAAAGGACCAUAUGGAGCACCCAUGCCCUCAGGUUGGAAACCCAAACAGGAAUCGAAGAAGGCGUACAUAGUGGAGCUGGACUCGACGUCCGCUACCACCGAGACUCUUUUUUCGGCUUCGGAACUGGAAAGAACGGAAGCCGCUAAUCAAGGAUUCCACACCAUCGGGUUCUUUCAUUCACCCAAGCACUCGGAAUCAACAAUUUUGAUGACCGCACCUCUUUCCAAGGUCACGGUGACCAAGGAAGAGGACCCCCGCACGCCCACGCAGGGCUGGGACCGAGUCUGGGACAACAUAGCCAUCAUCUGGGGCACCCCGCAAGUGGCUCUGAUGAUGGGCAACAACCCCCGCGCGCUCAGCUUCUUCGCCAAAGAACCGAAGCGAGGCGCCGGGCACCUCGGGAACGACCCCUACGCAGUCGCGUGGAGUUCCCACCACCUCUACAUCGCUGCCGCAGCCGAAGCUGACAAGGAUCGAAUCCUGCGAAAGGUCCGAGAAGACGGUACCCCUCGUUUGAUUCUCCUUGCCUGGAUAAAGCUCGACGAGCGCGAGAAAUUCUUGAUGUGGAGCUCUGAAGAUCCUGUUAUCUUUGAUGCGUACGCCAACCUGCAACUGGUGGCAUUUCUCCUGACAGGCAAUAUCGUUCGCUCAGACUAUUAUUAUCGUCGCGGAAACCCCAAAUUUCGGCACGUUAAAGACCAUCCACGUCUCCAAAGACACGAAGAGAGCGAACGGACGCGUAUAGUCAUGCUGGCUAUCGAACAAGUUGCUCGCCAGAAUAAAACAACAAAACCACAAAACGACAAAACUAGAGAACACUUUGAGAGUGUGAUCAAGGCUACGGAAGCAACAAUUAACGACAUCGCGCCCCAUUUCGAGAUCGCGGUGCCUUCUAUCAACGCCUUCUACUCAGUAGAUUUAGGCGAUGUACUCAAAAGCCAGACUAAGACCCAAACGCAGCCUUGCUGGACGCUAGCCGUCAUCGCGCAGCUCUGGGCACCUGUGGUACUAGACACAGGGGCCUGCGAGUCUCUGAUUUCCGACACGUACCAAGGCCUUCUGUUCUCCGAAACCGAUUUGCAGGAUGCGGAAACGAUGGCUUUCAACGGCAUUGGUGGACGUAUCUCAUCUACCAAGACAGUAUGCCUCGAAACUUCCCUCAGAGGCCGCGGCGGAGAAUACCUGACUUUCCGCGCCUACUUUCGGGUCAUCGCGUACGGGAAACCUCUCAUCAUCCUAGCCAACGACGUUUUGGGACAUUUGAAACUCCAAACCUUGGUUCAGGAACCCCCGUUACCCAGUUUCGCGGUGACGCUCAAGAAUCCAGACAUCCUUAUCCCCUGCUCCAUAACGGAUGAGCUGGACACCGAUCACAUGCGCGGCACGCCAUACAAGACCAAGCAGGGUGAAUUCAUGAAGGAUGUGUCAAUGCCACGGCUGACCAAAGCCAAAGCUCAGAAGUCUAGAUUAACCAUGUUAAUCACGGGACAGACGCGCGUGGCAGCCCAAACUUUUCUCAUCGAAAACCCUCUUGAGGCCACCGCUGCUAGCUCAACGGUCCCGUUAGGCCUCAAACUGUCCACCGCGACCCAUAAUUCGGUUGCGGACCCCGAAGAGAACAUUUCCAAAGAAGAAUGGCAGACACUUCGGAACAAAUGGAACCUCGACUCUACGGAGAGGGCUCCAGGGGCCUUCGAAGCCCAAUUAAAAGACGCGGAACGUUUCCACGUCGAUCUCAAGCGACCCAAACCCGUGGUCUGGGCCCUAAUCAACAUUCUACGACACUUCCAUCAAGCCUUCAGCUAUGAGGGUCAUCUCAUAGGGAACUACACCAAGAUUCCUUAUGCGCCUCGAUUUAUCUCGGCUCCGCCACCCCUUUCGAGGCCACGGUCGUACUCUCCGUUGGAGCGGACAGCCCUCGAGACGGAGCGAGACACCAUGAUGGGGCUUCAGAGACAAACCCCCGCGCGUAGCCUUCGACUAUCGCCGAGCCAACGACUGCAUGGCCUGGGAUCCAUAUCCCUUUCCCAUCAUGCUCGACAUCCUGAACUGGAUCGUCGCAGUCCCAUUCCGAUACAUAUCGGGAGGUGA